Messenger RNA from Aphis gossypii (cotton aphid), 3244 nucleotides. RefSeq names its product homeobox protein goosecoid (gene Gsc). Gene Ontology annotation, biological process: regulation of transcription by RNA polymerase II. The record is from RefSeq and is a predicted model, not a curated record. NCBI's taxonomy places the organism in Eukaryota, Metazoa, Arthropoda, Insecta, Hemiptera, Aphididae. The coding region runs from base 928 to 1914 and encodes 328 amino acids. Gene Ontology annotation, molecular function: RNA polymerase II transcription regulatory region sequence-specific DNA binding; DNA-binding transcription factor activity, RNA polymerase II-specific. The transcript is spliced from 3 exons.
GCGGGCAGUAAACUUUACGGUACGUGUGCAUACUUGAAUUAAAAUGUUUGGAAAACGUGAUAUCAUCAUUACGACGGUAUUCGGCGAGCGUUCGGAAGAAUUUUGUCUCCGGGGUAGGGUGCCAUUGGCGAUGGAUUAUGUUGACAAAUCACAAAAUAGCAUCAGGGGCGGCGGCGGUGGCUGUUCAGGAAACUGAGCGCGCGCGACCCAUGUGUCAGUGUAAAUACGACGGGGACCGGUGGCGUGCUGUCGGCGGCGGUGGUAAAACGUUGCGCGGGGUGAUCCGCGGAUCGGUGGGCGAUCGGAAGGGAGGAGGGUGGCGAAUAAAUGCCGAACGGCGCCGAUUAUGCGAGCGCCGCCGAACACGCCCCUCGGGACUGCAGAACGAGCCGGGGUGUACCAGCCCCACGGGCAGUGGACCAAUCGCGCGCGACACCCGAACCCGACGCGGUGUAGCCGACACCCCGCUGUAGCCCGCACACUAGUCCGCGACGGCGGUAAUCAAACGUAACGCGCGGCACUUAAACGAUUGACGACUCUAUUAAACGUUUAUCGUUGGCGCGUAAUACUGAAAAACACUGAGUAGGUAUAAUACAUAUUAACAGUAUAUACGCGCGUGUGUACGUGUACGACGUGCCACUACUUAAGAGGCAAAGAUACAUAGGAUAAAUCGAUUUUCAGUUUAUUUUUUAAUAAUCGUUCGCGUCUAAUGUCAUAAAAAUAUAUAAUUAUAUAUUGUGGCGAGCAGUGUUCGCCGCGUUAGAGAUUAUAUUAAUAACAUUCAAAAGCGACACGAAACCGGCGAUGACGAUUGCGGCCGUACGGUGAACACGUCGCCGAAGCCGAUCUCCUGCAACCGAUCUCCGCGAACAGUACACGAUUACUACGUCCAUUAUACGGUAGUACGUCCACGUCCGCGAAAAACCGAUGAAAUUGGACGGACGACUCGGCGGGACGGCGUGCGACGGCGGAGGCGCUGUUUACGGAUCGUCUGCGGGUCUGGGCGACAACGGCGAUCGCCCCGAACGGCCACCGACUUCCGGCGUGGCCACGACCGCGGUGGACGAGCACGGAUUGUCGCCGUCGUCGUCGUCGCCGCCGCCGCCGCGGGACCAGUGCGAUUGCGACACCGACGUCCGGAGACAGGCGAUGGCCACCUGCACGGCGGCCGGUUCCGCGGCCGUGCCGAAGACGUCUGCUGUCGGUUCGUCGCUGUUCACCAUCGACAGUAUACUUGCCCCGUCCAGAUCGUCCGACGACUCGGCCGUCGCGGCAGCCUCGGGCCGCAACAGCGUGACCGCGGCCACGGCAGCGGCCACCGGGUUCUUCAAACAGCCGUUGAGCUUCGGACACUUGGCAGCCGCAGCAGCAGCGUCCGGAUACGCGCACUCCACUGCCGCAAAUUUUCUAGUUGCCGCGGCUGGUUACCAAAGCAUCUAUCCUAGUUACAUGAUGGCCAUGGCAGUAACGGGUGGCCACGGGACUGCCGGCGGUCAUCAUCACGGUCCCGCGUCAAUGUUCGCCGGCCCACCGGCCAAAAGAAAGAGAAGGCACCGGACUAUAUUCACCGAAGAACAACUCGAACAGUUAGAAGCGACUUUCGAGAAGACACAUUACCCAGACGUGGUGCUCAGGGAGCAGUUGGCACUGAAAGUGGAUUUAAAAGAAGAACGAGUUGAGGUAUGGUUUAAAAAUCGUCGAGCAAAGUGGAGAAAACAAAGACGUGAAGAACAAGAUAGACUGAGGAAAAUGCAACAUCAUCUAGUGGAACAGCCUGGAGUGUCUAAUGGACUAGCAGCUGCAGUAGCGGCAGCCGCGGCUAGGGGGGGUGAUCCCAUGCGGUUAGUUCAUCUGCACGUGGACGAAGAAGAACUCGAAGAAGACCCUGAUUCUUCAGACUUAGAAGUUGCUUGAGUAAAUUCUAUUGACUGAAUAAAUAAUUGUUUUAAUUUUUUGUACAUUUCUUGAAGAGAUGGUUUAUUUUUAACCCAAAACGAUGCGUAUAUAUUUUUAAGAUGUGUUUUGAUAUUACUUUAAAAGCGUUUCUUUAAAUCAAUAAUUAUUAUAAUUAUUAAAAUCUGUCUUUUUUAUUGAUAAUAUUAAGCACCUGAAUAGCUAAAAAAAUAUCAUCAUUUGUUACCUAUAUGCUUUUUUACAUUUAUUAUACCUAAUGCGUUAUGAAAAUCUAACGCAACAACAUAGGUUAUAUAUAUUACACAUAUAACAGUAUAAUACAAUAUUAUGUAUAGUACCUACUUAAAUUAAAUAUUUUAACUAAAAAUUUGAAAAAUUAUUUAAAAAUAAAAAUAUUUUAUCACGCCUUAUAAGUUUGUGCAGUAAAAGAAUAAAAUCGUUAAUAGGUAACGAAAUAUAUUUGUACUUAACUAAUAAAUAUUGGUUUCGUAUUAAAUAUAUUCACUGAGCUUUUUUACUCACAAAGUUAUAUGCUCCUAAAAAUAUUUUAAAAAGUCAAAAACCUCAUGCUAUGUAUUAUACUAAUAGUGUAAUUGAUAUAAGCUAUAUAAACAUACAUAUAUCUCACAUAUUAUGUUAUUACUUAUUUUACAACACAAUAACACUGCGUGUAUAUUCUUAUGAAUUAUUUAUUUAUGUUUAAAUUGUUUGCAUUUAAUUAUUUAUGUAUAUUGUAAUAAUCGUUAAAUUAAAUUAUUUUACAUAACAUGUUAAUUUUACAUAAUAAUUAUUACUUAAUUUUAAAUAAAAAUGUCCGCAGCAUUAGGCAGCAAGGAUUUUAAGUAUAGUGUAUAUAUUCUUAUUAUGUUCAUUAUUAUUGAACUUAAAUUGUUAAUGUAUAUUGUCCAUGUUUUUAAUUAUAUAUAGCUGUAAAACUGUAUGUAUGAAUGUAUGUAUCAGGUAUCUAUGCAUUUUACGGAAUUUAUUGGCAAAUUCUGAACAUUUAAAUCAAAUAUAAGUAUUAUAGCAAAUAUUUCACAGACACAUUAUAUAGGUACGAUUAUUAAUAACUAUAGGACAUGAAAGUUAGCAAAAUGUUAUACAAUUAUGUAAGCUUUUCGUUGUACUUGCUAUUUCGUAACAGAUUUAAAUGUACUUAAAAAAUAAUUUAUAAUUUAUAUUCAUAUCGAUGCUUAAAUAAUAUAUAUUAUACAUAAAUAGGUAUAAUAAUAUUAUUUAAUUCGAUUUCUAGUCACUAAUAUAUAAUAUAUUCAUACAAUAAUAUUAUCAAAUAAGUAUUUUAGUAUUAUUAUAAUAUUAUAAAAUAUAC